This is a messenger RNA of Brenthis ino (lesser marbled fritillary), 840 nucleotides long. Lineage: Eukaryota; Metazoa; Arthropoda; Insecta; Lepidoptera; Nymphalidae. The record is from the annotation of a GenBank genome assembly.
AUGAUAGAUCAAAAUCAAUCCGAUAAUGUAACCGCGCAAGCAACAGUCAAAAUGUGCUCCUGGGUGUCCGCUCUCAUCAUUCUCUUCGCCAUGGGAGGCGAAGGUCAGGAGCACGGCCCUGUCUUUUUAAUGGAGCCACCAUCACGACUGGUCUUCUCUAAUAGUACAGGAGCCAGAGUAUCUUGUGCAGCUCAUGGAUUCCCAACUCCUCAACUGGCUUGGCAGCAACCUGAUGGGACCCAGUUAGAUGAUGUGCCUGGUUUAAGGCAAGUGUUAGACAACGGCACGCUAGUGUUCCUCCCGUUUGCCUCGAUGCAGUACCGCCAAGACAUACACAGUACCGUGUACCGAUGUCGAGCUCACAACACCCACGGCGCUAUCGUGUCGAGAGACAUGCGGACGCAAGCUGUUGUAUGGCAGGACUGGCAAGUACAUGUAACAUCGACCCCAUCAGAGGUGGGCAGCCCGGCGCUCCUCACGUGUGCAGUCCCCGCCGCGGUGCGAGAGCACGCUUCCGUUGCGGCCUGGUAUAGGGAUGAAGCUGUGAUAUCCGCUAGCGAUCACUUUUCUGGCCCAACCUUACUAGUGGACGAGGGUUGGAAGUUGAUCGUGCGGGCAGUUCGCGUAGACGACUCACGAGCGCAAUACUCUUGCUCCGUCCUGGACUCGCUAACUGGAGAGCGUCGGAAAAGCUCCCCUAUUAGCAUCGAUGUAGCACCUAUGAGUGCCUCAUCUGCCCCCCGCACGGUGUUGCCCGGCACGUGGGAGGCGAGUGCGCGGCGCGGUGGAGACGCCGUGCUACCAUGUCUAGUACACGCUAACCCUCUGCCUACUAUCACG